AGAGCAAGAUCCAGUCGGGCAGGUGCUUCAAUUUUCGGCUUUCAACAACAAUCGCUUGUCUUUCUCGGCCCGUGGGCGGCUUGUUGGAUCGGCUUUGGCCGCGGUGAAGGUGUGGAAUUGUAAGUAGGGGGAUUCAAUUGGGCACUCGGUGCAAUCUUUUGCCCGGAUGUUGUUCAUCCAUUUGACUGCCCCGCCCGACGUUGAAGAUGAUGUCAAAAGUUCACAACCACCGGCCUCGAAGAGAUGGAAUCCCAGCCCUAUGGUGUCCCCAGUGCCCCACGGCCCGCUUGUCUGGCGGGACCCCUGCGCUAAGUCCCGCUGCGGUUAGCGAGACGUCACCCGGGCACCCCACCCACGUUUCCCAGCGUGUGUCCAGUCCGAUUGCGGGGCAUUGGCGGGGCCCCGGGCGAGAUGGAACGGCGAGCGACAAAAAGUUCAAAACCUGGGGGGCGACUGACUCACCUAAUGUUUCCCCCCCUUCAUAUAUCCAGUACCUAGUGUCGCCGGUCGGGGAGUUUUUCCACUUCUUUUUAGACUCGAGCUGAUAUAUACCUCCUAAAUCUACCCAACAUGUCUCAAUUGCCCGUUAAGAACGUCGGUGUGCUCGGCUGCACUGGUUCGGUCGGCCAGCGCUUCAUCCUGCUCCUCCAGCAGCACCCGUCGCUCAAGCUCGUAGGCUUGGGUGCCUCGUCUCGAUCCGCCGGGAAGAAGUACCGCGAUGCUGUCAGGUGGAAGCAGGCACAGCCCGUCGCUCCCGAUGUCGGCGACCUGAUCGUUCGCGACUGCAAGGCCGGCGAGUUCGCCGACUGCGACAUUGUUUUCAGCGGCCUCGACAGCGACGUCGCCGGUGACAUUGAGAAGGAGUUCCAGAAUGCCGGCCUUGCCGUCUUCUCCAAUGCGAAGAACUACCGCCGCGAUCCCCUCGUCCCCCUGGUCGUCCCUACCGUCAACCUCGACCAUCUCAACCUCAUCCCCCACCAGCAAAAGACGCUUGGCCUGAGCAAGGGCUUCCUCGUGUGCAACAGCAACUGCGCCGUCAUUGGGCUCGUCAUCCCCUUCGCCGCCCUUCAGGCGCGUUUUGGCAAGAUCGAUACCGUCUCCGUCGUGACCAUGCAGGCCGUGUCGGGUGCGGGAUACCCCGGUGUUAGCAGCAUGGACAUCAUUGACAACGUGGUGCCCUUCAUUUCUGGCGAGGAGGACAAGCUCGAGACGGAAGCACAGAAGAUUUUGGGCAGCAUCAACGCUGAGGCGACCGCCUUCGAAGAUCAGAAGACGUUGAGAGUCUCGGCAGCCUGCAACCGGGUCCCCGUGUUGGAUGGUCACACCGCAUGUGUGUCCCUGCGAUUCGCCCAGCGCCCUCCCCCAACGGCCGAGCAGGUGAAGGAGGCCAUGCGGGAAUAUGUCUCCGAGGCACAGCGGCUGGGAUGCCCCUCUGCUCCUGAGCCACCCAUCAAGGUGUUCGACGAGCCCGAUAGGCCGCAGCCCAGACUGGACCGCGAGCUCUCGAAGGGUUACACCGUCAGCGUGGGUCGUGUCAGGGAGGACGACAGUGGUAUCUUUGAUAUCAAGUUUGUUGCCCUGAGCCACAACACUGUCAUUGGUGCCGCCGGUUCUUCCAUCGUCAACGCUGAGGCUGCGGUGCUCAAGGGUUUCGUCUAAGCUAUGUAAAGAAUAUAUCAUGAUGAAUGUAAGGAUGGGAAGAGGCAUUGAUACGGAGUUUCUAGGCAUGGUUUAAAAGUGGCAAUCAAAACUUCAUCAGCGGUCCAUUGCGGACGAUGUAACAAACCGCCAGGUUAGUUAUGCUUGAUUCCUGCGAGGCAACAUGUUCCCGGUGAUCUGGUUGGUCGUGUGUGAU
This is a messenger RNA of Podospora pseudopauciseta, 1855 nucleotides long. It is a transcript of the gene HOM2, whose product is annotated as aspartate-semialdehyde dehydrogenase. Gene Ontology annotation, biological process: L-threonine biosynthetic process. The transcript has 3 exons. Gene Ontology annotation, molecular function: aspartate-semialdehyde dehydrogenase (NADP+) activity; protein dimerization activity; NAD binding. The coding region runs from base 571 to 1659 and encodes 362 amino acids. NCBI's taxonomy places the organism in Eukaryota, Fungi, Ascomycota, Sordariomycetes, Sordariales, Podosporaceae. The record is from RefSeq and is a predicted model, not a curated record.